AUGGUAAACAGAGCAUUUAGCGCACCUGGAAAAGCAUUGCUUGUUGGCGGGUACCUUGUAUUGGACCCCCAAUAUCGGUCCUACGUGGUAGCAUUGUCAUCGCGUAUGCAUGCUGUGGUAUCUCAAGCUGCGCCGUGCGAUGAAAAAAGCUUUAAAGUUACUAUCAAAAGCUCUCAGUUCAAUAGUGACGAAUGGAAUUACAUGAUUGCGGGUGAAGCGCCGUUUGAAGUUCGGGAGCUCGAUGGGCGUAAAAACCCCUUUGCUGAAAAAGUUGUCGAAGUUAUAAUGAACUACUGCCAACCUUCUCCUACUGAAACGGGGGACAUAUUGGUUGAAGUAUACUCAGACCCUGGCUACCACUCAGUCGGCACCAGUAUGCUCAAGCGAAACAGCUACAAGGAAUUCCGUUUUCACGACGAAACAAUUACAAAAGUCCCAAAGACAGGGCUUGGUUCCUCAGCUGGGUUAGUAACCGUCCUAGUUUCAGCCCUUUUAUCAAUUUUCAAGCCAAGUCUUAAUGUCAGGGCUGAGAAGGAUUUGGUCACAAUACAUAACCUAUCACAAGUUGCCCAUUGCCAGGCUCAAGGGAAAGUCGGUAGUGGGUUUGAUGUUGCGGCAGCAGUUUUCGGAUCUAUUAUGUACCAGAGAUUUGACCCAGAGCUAAUCAACAAUCUUCCAGCGGCCAAUUCAAUACAUUACGCGCAAGCCCUUCGGAAACUAGUUGAUGAGACAGAUUGGAAAUUUGAACACGAGAACAUUACGCUUCCACCUGGGUUUCGUCUAAUCAUGGGAGACGUCAACAAUGGUUCUGAGACCACCAAGCUUGUCGCAAAAGUGAAAGCGUGGUACGAUUUGAACUACCCUCGAAGCCUCGAUAUAUAUCAAAAAAUCAACGAGGGAAAUGUGAGCUUUAUUGAAGGAAUUGGCAAGCUUGCAAGUUUUUCAAAAGAAUCUCCCUCAGAAUACAACUGUAUGCUUCAAUCUCUAAACUCUGGUGCCGAUUUUGAAACCUAUGAUAUUAUAAAGCAGAUUAGGCAGGCAGUUGACCAAGUUAGAGCAAAAUUUCGCCUCAUCACUGAUGAGUCGGGUGCUGACAUUGAACCACCAGUCCAAACACAGCUUUUGGAUCAAUCUUUGAAUUUGAAAGGCGUCCUCACAGGCAUGGUUCCAGGUGCUGGUGGAUUUGACGCAAUUUCACUCAUCGUUACGGAUAACUCAGAUAUUCCUAGUCAGACUCGAAACGAUGGAAAGUUUUCUUCUGUUACAUGGCUAAAUUUGCGCCAACAAAAUACCGGUGUUAAAGAGGAAAUACCUGAACAUUAUGAUAAGUUUACGUGA
This is a messenger RNA of Lachancea thermotolerans CBS 6340, 1338 nucleotides long. It is a transcript of the gene ERG8, whose product is annotated as phosphomevalonate kinase. Bases 1 to 1338 code for a protein of 445 amino acids. Gene Ontology annotation, molecular function: phosphomevalonate kinase activity; ATP binding. Lineage: Eukaryota; Fungi; Ascomycota; Saccharomycetes; Saccharomycetales; Saccharomycetaceae. The record is from RefSeq and is a predicted model, not a curated record. The transcript has a single exon. Gene Ontology annotation, cellular component: peroxisome. Gene Ontology annotation, biological process: ergosterol biosynthetic process; isopentenyl diphosphate biosynthetic process, mevalonate pathway.